AUGGAAUGACAAUGAAGGACAAGGAGCAAGGAUGAAGGGCGAUAUGCGCGCGCAAUCUUCCGCCAUAGAAUCACUUCUUUGCCACCAUAAGAAGGGUGUGUGUUGUCUGUGUUAUUGUUGUGCCCAAAAUGUUCCCAAAUAAAUCCUAAUUAGCCCAUUUUGAGCCCCUCCUGAAUACUGUGCUCGUGAGAGAGAUUUUUUGUGGCUUCAAAGUCAAGUAAAAGAGGAAAAGGGGGAAGAAGGAAGAUUGAAGAGGACUCACCAGCUGGACAGGCGGCAAAGGAUGGAUCUAACGGAUAAGGUGGCCCUUGUGACGGGUGCUGCAACGGGCUUGGGAAGGACUUUCUGCGAAGAAAUCCUCCGGCAUGGCGGGAAGGUGUCCAUUUGCGAUUUAGAUUCCGACGCAGGGGAGCACACAGCCGACGAAUUGGGUGAAACCUUCGGGAAGGAGCGUGUCCUGUUUUGCCACUGCGACGUGACGGACUACUCGCAGUACGAGGAGGCCUUCCAGACCACCAUGACGGAAUUUGAUAGCAUUGACAUUGUCAUCAAUAACGCGGAAAUUUGGAAUGAUAAAUUCUGGGAGUUGGAAGUUGAUGUGAAUCUCAAUGGAACUAUCCGGGGGACGUUGCUGGCGCAGAGAUUUAUGGGACGCAACAGUGGGGGACGCGGUGGGGUUGUCAUUAACAUUGGCUCAGCCACGAGUGUUCGUCCCCAAAUCUCAACACCCAUCUACUCAGCCACCAAGCAUGCCAUCUUAGCGCUUUCGCGCUCCUGUGGGGACGCCUAUCAUUUCAACCUAACCGGCGUGAGGGUGAUUGUUGUGUGUCCAGCACUCCUGGAGAAUGCCAUGUCAUCCCACAAUAAGCGCUUCAAGUCACCAAAUCACGAAAAAGCCUGGCAGUUGGAUGUUAAAGGUUUAAUGCCCCAAAAAUUGGAGCACGUUGCAAAAUGCAUCAUCCCAAUAAUAAAGGAUGCCACAAGUGGAAGUAUUUGGUUGAUAGCCAAUGGGAAGUCCGCCAAGGAGAUUCCCUAUUCUGCCAUUCAGCUCUAAAUGUGCUUGUUUGUGUUUUUUACAAAAGAACAUUCACACACACCAAGGAAAGAAAAAAAACGAGCUAUCAUCAUUUUUAAAAUGCAUUCACAUUAAAAAUUAACUUAAAUUAAUAAAACAAAAUUAUAUAUUUUAGACGUGGAAUGUACUUUUAGGGGUCUAUAAAGAGGGAAAAAUUUAUGAGGAAAUCCUUAAAAAAAAUAUAUUGAGAAGAUUUUUAAAAUCUUUUAAAGGAAAGAAAGAGUUCAAAAACAUUAAGCCAUUGAAGAUUUUUUUAAAAAUAAAAUUAGAUUGUUUUGAUAUCGGUUUAAAAAAAUUCUUUGAGACUUAAGAAUUAUUUUCUAAACAAACUAAUUUUAAAGAUUUCUUAAAACAAACUUCUUUUUGUUUUAAGAUUGUUGAAAUUUCAAAGAAAAUUCUUCAAAUUUUAAGGAUUUCUUGAUCGCUUAAUUCUACCUUAUCCUAAAAGAAUUCAAAUAUUUUAACUUCAAGAAUUAAAAAAUAAACAUUUCUCUAAAAAAAGAGAAUUUUUUUUUAAUCUUGAAGUUUUUAUCGAAAGAAUUAAUAAGAUAGGUAGUUAAAAAAAAUAUAACGAAAAGACUUUCGAUACAAAGAAUAUUUUUAUCAAAAAAAAUAUUUUUUUUAUUAUUUAAAGAAAAGUAGAAUCAUGUUUUAAAUACAAAAAAAUUAGGAAUUAGUUCUUUUAUUUAAAAAUAAUAAAAUGAUCUUUAAUGAAAAUUUUUAAUCUAUGGGCGAAAUUCACUAGUUAGACCGUCUUAAAAUGUCUUAAUUUUUAUUUAUUAAGUUAGACUGAGGAGGAAAUUCUUUAGUAAGACCGCCUUAAGCUCUCUUAAAAUUCCCUAAGUUUUAAGAAGAAAAACUUUAAUUUUUUUAAGAAAAAACUUAAGAUAUUUCCUUAAGCGAAACUUGAAUUUUCUUAAGUUGAACUGAAUUGGGCUGAGUGUAUAUUAAUCGAUGUUUUUUUUUUACGAAUUUUGAUAUCCAAAGACGUCCAAGUAAAAUCAUCUAAAACUAUUUAUUUAGCAUAAAAUAGCCUGACUUAAAAAAACAUGAGUUUUGCUUAAAAAAAUUGAUGAAAUCUAAAGGAAACUUAUCAAAACUUUAGAUAUUUUUAAAAAAAAUCUUAAGAAAUAUUGAGAAAAGUUAAGCCUUUCUUAAAAAAAUAUAUAUUUCACGCUAUUUCAGAAGAAUUUAAAGAUUUCCUUAUUAUGGUUUUUAAAGCUUUGUACUCUUUAAAAAAAAACUCUUUUAUUAAUCAUUAACCUCAAAAAAACCUUCAAGAAGACCCUUAAAAUUACUUUUUACGCCUAAAUGGUAGAAAAAAUAGAUUUUUAAUUAAAUAUUGUGACGCAAACAUCAAAAUGUGUAUCUAAGAGAUAAUCCAUUAACUAAUUAUAAUGAAUUUUAUCAUUUUCUCAUUCCCCACUAAUACCAUUUUUACCAUAAAUAAUAAUAUUAAAAAAUGAAACUUUUAUACCAAAAUUACAUACUAUACGGAACGGAACGUUAUUCAAUUAAUAAUUUGAAAUUUCUUGAGCUUAACCCUUUCGCGUCCAUUGGGUCAUACGCUGACCCAAAAGUAAAAUAUAUUAUUAUAUCGAAUUAAAAUGAAUUUAAUUAUUUUUCUAAGUUGGAAAUACGUGAAAAUUACGUUGAAGAAGACGUUUUGACUCCUAAAUGGCCUUUAAAAUCAUUUAUAGAAUUAAUGUUUCAAUGUUUCCAUGUUUCAUGCAGACGUGAAAGGGUUAAAAGCUUAUCAACCGCUACAUGUUUACUUUUAAUUUUAAAUCCUUAAUUUUAUAUUUAUCUAAAGUGUUAAAAAUUUUUAAAAUCUUUGAAAGAUUUAAUAAAAAUAUUAAUUUGAAGAAAUAUUUUCUGAAAAGGAAAUAAACUUCAGGCGAUUAGCAAAAUGGACCAAAAAAUUGCUCAGAAUUGAGGUUAAGUUGCUGUUCUAACCUCAAUCUUUUAUUUAUCCUUUUUCCCUAUUUUUUUCUAUUUCUUUUACGAUUUUUUUACACUAACUAAUUUUAAAGGUUUCCCUUAAUUGUACACCGAAAAAAAAAAUCACCAGAACUAGAGAAAUUUUUACUCUCACCCAGAGAGUAGCCCCAGUGGACUGUGUGUCUCCAGAAUGGGUACAUAGAGCCACUGAAUCUGAGACUAUUUGUCUCCAAUGAAUUUAGUUACAAGAAAUCUGUGAAGAUGUCACCACGGUACUAAAUCAAGAACUGCAAUACAACUGCAAUAAUUUUAUCGCAAUGCUUUGGUUAUGUUUACAUUUUGUCAAUAUAAAAAUAAAUUAUUUUCA
Molecule: messenger RNA, 3383 nt
Organism: Lutzomyia longipalpis
Lineage: Eukaryota; Metazoa; Arthropoda; Insecta; Diptera; Psychodidae
Product: 15-hydroxyprostaglandin dehydrogenase [NAD(+)]-like
Exons: 4
Coding region: 284-1054 (256 amino acids)
Cellular component (GO): cytoplasm
Molecular function (GO): oxidoreductase activity, acting on the CH-OH group of donors, NAD or NADP as acceptor
Source: RefSeq, a predicted model, not a curated record